Molecule: messenger RNA, 375 nt
Organism: Scutellospora calospora
Lineage: Eukaryota; Fungi; Glomeromycota; Glomeromycetes; Diversisporales; Gigasporaceae
Source: the annotation of a GenBank genome assembly
AUGAAUAUUAUUUGUGAAGUCGUUUCUUCAGUUCGCAGCAAAGAUAAAAUUAAUAUUAAUAAGUUUCUAAUGAAUAAAAAUAAGAAGAAUAAUCAACAUUAUCUUAAGGAUGCAUUAGAUCAUAAUCAUUCAGCUUAUGCGAGCAGACUAGAAGUUGUAAAGACAAUAGCUAGAAUUAAGGAACAAGCACAACAAACACAUGAUAAGCCAGCUCAGAUUAUGCAAACAGUGAUUGCUAAUAGCUCUCAAUACGUAUAUCUAUAUCUUCUAUUAACUAAUGCCCUUAGGCAAACUAUUCAAAGGAUUCGUCACCUUGAUCUUUUUACAAAACCAGGAUCUUUAGAGAGUCUUAUUAUCCCUGAGUACCUAAGAUAA